Molecule: messenger RNA, 3389 nt
Organism: Scophthalmus maximus (turbot)
Lineage: Eukaryota; Metazoa; Chordata; Actinopteri; Pleuronectiformes; Scophthalmidae
Gene: spidr
Product: scaffold protein involved in DNA repair
Exons: 20
Coding region: 188-3001 (937 amino acids)
Biological process (GO): double-strand break repair via homologous recombination; regulation of establishment of protein localization to chromosome
Cellular component (GO): nucleoplasm; nuclear chromosome
Source: RefSeq, a predicted model, not a curated record
AAACACACCCCCUUUGCGAUUGAGCAACCGCUGCAAGUCGGUGCUCCGCGUCAGUUCGCUUCAUGCCCAAACAAAGGAAGUACAACACCGACAAACCGCUUCUUAGCAACAAUGGGUUAAUGGAGCAGAGUUGUGCAUCUGCCGUGUGAACAACUGCAGUGGUCUAAACCUUCUCUAUUUUGCCGCCAUGUCUUCCAGAAAGCGCCAAAGGCACUGCAGGGAUCUACGGUGCGUGUCCUUUCCGGAUGACGUGGGAAGUGGCGUCCCAGGAGGGAGGAGGGAGCCUUCAUCGCUCUCAUCCGCCAGGAGCUGGGAGAAGUGUGGGGACAGCUUUCUGGACUCCCCGGUGAUGACAAAGAGCCUCAAGUCAUCAGGAAGAAAACUGUCCGCCAUAAGAAAGUUGGCACAGGGCCCUUUAGUGCAGACCGAUGCCGUUCGCAGUAAUGAGGACCCGGUGCACAUCACGUGGAGCUCCAGUGGCAGUGAACAAUCCGACGAUGAGGCCCAGAGGCAGCAUCUCUCCGGAGUAGCUGCACUGCAGCAGCAACGCCCUCAUAGACCAGUGAGACCUGUGGCUCCCAUUCAGUCUUACACCAGAGAACUCAGCCCCGAUAAAGAUGACCUUCCCGUUAUAGACACUGACAGUGAUCUGGAUGAGUCUGAGGAGGAUGUUGAAAAGGACAGUGGGCAACAAAUCUCUGACUGUGAGUCAAAUUCCACUGAAGAACAGCCAACAGACUUUCUGCCUAAACCUACAAAUGUGACAGAGCUGGAGAUCUCAGGCUAUGAGUCCAAUGGAGAAAAUAUUGGUGACUCAAUGACCCCGUGCAGACUGGAAUCCGAGAGCUUUCCUCUCCGAACUGGUGAGGGCAGCAGAAGGUCGGUUCGCGACUGGGUCAGAUCUGCUCAGGCGAUUCUGCAGACACCUCAGAAACCGAUUGAGCGGCAGUCCAAGACCCCUGAAGACUCGGCCAAAAAGAAAAGGAAGUUUCAAAGCGGGGGUCUCGCCGAGAGGCUGAGUCGACUCCAGCGCAGACAGAGGUCAGCUGUUAGCUUCUGGAGGCACCAGUCCAUUUGUGACACCUCGACCACGGCACCAACAGUGGACAGGCCUGGUGUGCUGGUGCUGGAGGUGCUGCAGGUUCAGGAGGAGUGCAGCAUGCAACUGGCCCACUGUGAACACCACCAGCCUCCUGGAGAGGGUCACCAGUACAGUAACCCUGUCCCCAAGGAGAGAGCUCAUGUGCUGGUGCUCUUCAACAGAGAGACUGCAGCCCAGCUGAUUCCUGCAGCCAGAGAUAUCAUCCACAUAUACCCGCCAUGGCAAAGUCUCUCUAUCGAGGGCUUCAACUGUGAUAUUAUUCUGAACACACACUUCAGCCAGAAAGUCUUCUCUGAUUGCAAACCCGCCAACAUGUCCGUCUCAAGAUGCCUGCUCUCUGCAGCCAGUCGCAUGCCGUAUUAUCUGGGUAAAAGUUUCGGACUGCUGGAGGUGCGCAGGACCCCUGAGGAAAACGAAGCCAAACAGGUCGCUGCCCCCGAUACUUUGUGUAGUUUUGGAGUUUCGGGGGAUUUGGUGAGCCACUGCCUUUCUCUCCUGGAGGCCGUUGAGCGCCUGGGCCAGGCUGGCUCAGUGGGGCAGGACGUGGAGGUCGUGGUCCAGAGAGUUUACUCCAUUCCUCUGCCUGACUGCUCGGCUGCGUCCAUUCUUAAAACAAGAGUUCCCUCCAGGUCCUCCUCAGCUCCUUCCCCUGCAGAGAAAGGGAAAACCAGGCUGUGUGUUCUUGUUCAGGACAGUUACGGCAUGUUCAGCGUGGUCCAGCUGCACCUCCUGCCCUGCAAAGACCACGUCCUCCAGUAUUGCCAGGAGUGGCAGGGGAAGACCUGUGUCUUGAGAGGCAUUAAAGUGGUGCAACGGGUCACUCGAGAAAGGCGCACCAGGCUUUUCAGCUUGAUCGACAGUCUAUGGUCCCAAGUGACGCCUGUAAGAGAUCAUGGAAACACACCAAGCAUGGCCAAAGAGAGCAGAGCUGCAGGUCCAGCUCUGAGUUUCUGCUACCUGCUCUCAGGUCAGGAGAGCUCUGUUGAACCCACCGAGGGGCAAACUGUGUCCAUGCUGUAUGUUCCCCCCACAGGACAAACCUUACGAGACAUACUCCAGAGCCAGAAGAAAACCUGUCGCUGCAGUUUCGUUGCCACUGUUAUAUACAAGAGAGUGCAGAGCAGUGAUGUAGGCCAGGGUGAGGUUUGGUUGGUGCUGACGGACCCCAGUCUUCAGCAGGAGCAGCCAGAGAUGCCGUGCAGGCGAACAGUGGCCCUGUGUGUGAGCACUUCCUGUGUGCUCACUUCCUCUGUCCUUGAAGCACUACACUCCCCUGCUGCCUGUCGCGUGUCGUUCAGAGAUGCCAUCAAAGAACAUGGCGUCCUCCUGUGUGCGGAGCAGUCAGUUGUUGAGGUGUGCUCGGCAGAGCCUGAAGUCAGCCAACAGGCCACAACCAGGCCAGGGUUACUUUCACCGUUGUUGACCGAGCCCCAGGCAAAGACCCUGCCCCAACCUGUGAGACUGGAUCCCCUGAGUCUGGAGACCACGCCCAACUCCCUCUGUGCUCUCACAGGGGUGAUAGUUGGAGUAGAUGAGAGCACGGCGUAUUCCUGGCCGGCCUGCAGUUACUGUGGAAGUGACGACUUGGAGAUGUUAGCUGAAAGGCCUCAAACCUUCUACUGUGUCUCUUGUAAGUUAGCUGUGGACAAGCCGGACACCAAGAUUCAGCUGGAAGUGUUUCUGAGUUCCUCUUCAUUAGCUGAUUGCACUUUAAAGGUUAAGCUGCGGAAGAAGACGAUCAUGUCCGUUCUAAACACUGCAGCACUGGAGGGUAACGAGUUCCCAGGUUACGAUGUGGAGAAUGUCCUGGGAAAAGAGGUGGGCCCCCUUGCAGUUUACGUCCGAGUCGUCACCAAGAAACCUGCCCCCUGGAUCGGCCUGGAAGAAAUCUGCCUCUAAUGGAUGUCAGGGCAAGUAGCUAAUGAUAUCAAUCCUCAGGCUCCAAGGAUCUGCGUGCACGCCAGGCCUUGGCCUUGGCCAGUUUUGUCCCCCUCUCCUCCCUGACUGAAGGCCUCCCUGACGGCUGCAAGAAGACAAGGUCUUGUUUGUGUUAAUGAUAUGUGAUCCUGUGGACCAGGAGUUGACAGCCCAAGGGUAGACCAGUGGCAUGCAGUCUGUCAAAGCAGCCCACGUGGUCCUUCAACUUGGAUGUGACUUUCAGAAGAGCAGUUUUGAGUGUAAACAACAUUUUUUCUAAGUGGCCUAAAACCCCUUUUCCCAACCAAGCCGUCUACCUCUGUGUGUAGGAUAACUGACACUGUCAAUAAACAUGGUUUUGCUGACUUAA